This is a messenger RNA of Periophthalmus magnuspinnatus, 2301 nucleotides long. RefSeq lists its product as uncharacterized. The record is from RefSeq and is a predicted model, not a curated record. The transcript has 5 exons. The coding region runs from base 299 to 913 and encodes 204 amino acids. NCBI's taxonomy places the organism in Eukaryota, Metazoa, Chordata, Actinopteri, Gobiiformes, Gobiidae.
AUUGAAAGGAUAAUUAAAAAACAGAAGAAGGAAGAGACCACAAAGAUUUGACUCAGGUCUGAAAAGGACAUGAUCUGAGUUUUAACAUGGAUUAAACCAAUACAAAAAUGGAACUGUUAAAAUAGUAUCACCGGAUUAUGCUAAUAAGAGAAUAUCAAAAAUAAUUCAGUAAAACUUGCACAGAGGCCAAUGAGAGAAUGACCAAACACCUAAGAUGGAACACAUCAGGAAGCACGUUAACGCUCUGAGAGAGACAUCUGGACUAUAACUGAGGAAUAAAUAUUGCUGUUUUUGCAGAAUGGAUGAGACAUCAGUCCAACAUCAGCUCCAACAGAAUAAAACUGGUGUGGAUCAAUCAGAAUGUAUCAUCACUCAGCCGACAGCCAAUGGGAUCCUGCCUCAUCACGACACAGGCCAGGCCCCAGCCCCUCAUCUGGAUGGAUUGGAGGACUGUGACAUAAGUAGUGGAUGCUCUGUGACGGACAGUUUAUCAUCCAAUGACAAUACUCGCCUCCUUCCUGGCUCCUCCCCCUCCUCCCAACCGCAGACAGAAGGAGAUGACUCCCCUCAGGAUCAUCAUCAAAGAGCAUCUAAUCAGAGGGAUACAAGCUCUGCCCCCACUAGGAUGGACGCCCAUAUCAAACAAGCGGCAGAAGGAGACUGCUGCGUUCACUGCCUGCUAGCCUGUCUAUUUUGUGAGCUCUCUUCUCUGUGCUCAGCUCUGGCUCAGUGUCUGCUUUGUGGAGAGGAGGUGGCCUGUGUGGAGACCUGUUGCUGUUUGGACAGUCUGAUUGGCUGUUGUUGUCUAGACACAGGAUGCACAGAGGAAUGUGGAGUCAUAGAGACCUGCUGUGGCUCGGCGGACUGUUUGGAGAUCUGCCUUGAGUGUUGUUCUAUCUGUUUCCCCACAUGAACCUAAACCAGGAAGAAAACCGGUCUGACCCAGGUCUGGACCAAAGCAAACUCAAGACUAAACCAAGUCUAAGCCAGGUCUGAACCAAGAUAACCCAAGUCUAAGCCAUGUCUGAACCAGGACAGAGACUUAAUAGUGUGCCUUUUGUGUCACUUUUAGGUCAUAGAUUAAACAUGGCAACUAAGUAAUUUAAUAAAAUGUUCAGAGAUGAAAAGUAAAUUGAUCGUCCCCUUGGUAUUACAUGUGCUGAGCAUAAAGGUGCACUAUGUAACUUCCUGUUUGUUUACCUGGAGAUGCUAUUGCUUGACCUAGAAAUGGUGACCUGGUGAGGACAAGACAAGAAGCGAGGACUCACCUCCUUGUUACUACCAACAUAGCACUUUUCUAUAGACAAUGAAAUCGCUUUACACCUAUUCACAAACCACUGUAAAAGGCACAAUGGCAGAGCAAACAGAAGCAUAGAGUUGAACCAGCAACCCCCCAUAUGCCAGCUCUUUGGUGCGUCCAUUCUCUACAGGCUAAUGUGAGAACUCAAGGGAAGGAACCUGUGUACAGGAAGCAAUGCCCUGUUGUAUUAUGUACUCUGUCACAGGAUGUCCCUGUCUGUUCCACAGGUUUUGUAUCUUUGAUGUUGCCAGAGGUCAAAGGUCACUGCUGACACUCUGUACUUCCUAUUUCCUGUUUGGACACACUUGAGGCCCAUCCCAUAAAGCUUUGGUAAGGAGAGAGGCAGGUUGUGUCCACUCCCUCUCCCCUGCUGUGGGUGUUAUUGACAACUGAGAAAUCAUGAAACCUUUGAAACUUUGUCACUGGAGAGGACAGUGAACAGAUAUGGGACGUGACAGUGGAGCCCUCUUCCUGUUUUUCUGUCUCCAAAAGUGGCUUUGUUCCUCUUUGCAUGACAAUUAAAAAUAUAUUGUCAAAGAUUCAAGGAAAAAUUGUUGGGAAGCACUGAUUUAGAUGACCCAUCCUAUCUCUCAGUCCCUGACGUGUUGACGUGUACCUGCCUGGUAGGACCUCAUACCUGUCUGGACCUCACCCACACCUGUCUUAUAUGAGACAUUCUCUAACCAUCUGAGUGUGAAAGUUACAGCUCUGUCCAAAUCCUCCAUAGAACUCCAGCCUUUUCUAUAAUAACUGACUCUUAUUUCUGCUACAGCACUCAGGAGGAGUGAGAGACAAACUUGCAAAAGGUAGUAGAGCUUCCUGCUUAACAAGACAAGUUUUGGGAGUUUUGAAAUACUUCUGUGCCUCCUCACUGGGCUCUGUUCUGCCCUGUUCAGUCUCUGCCUGAUGGUCCCACUGACAAGGUAACCUGUGAUCCAUAACUAUAAUGCUCUUCUCUGGUCAGGAAUAUAUUACAAUAGCGCCAUCUAGUGGUGAUGUGU